AGAGCUAUUUCGGUGCAAGGUCGUCCGCUGUGUCUGUGACUAUGGAUGUGAUAGUGCGAAGAGAUAAGGAGUCAUUGCGUAUAGUCACGAUUUCCCUAUAGUUUACAGCCGGGCUUGAUUGAAUGUAUGUGACCAACUGAGUGUAUGUCGCGCCCAGAGAUUGUGUUGCAAGCUUAUCAACAGUAAAAUUUAUUAGACUGUUAUAUUUUGCUUGACAAAAGGUAACACACAGCGCUUCCAUGACAGAAUGGACAGUAGCGCCAAACCGGAACGCAAGAAUCCACGCCAAGGCGCAAAUUUUUUCUCCCAACURAUAUUUGCCUGGGCGGUGCCUUUGCUGUAUCGCGGAUCACGAAAUGGUCUGACUACAGAUGAUCUGACGCAAUGCCUAAAAGAGGAUCAUUCGGAGCAGCUGGGUGAUCGGCUGGAGGAUGAGUGGUACAAGGAACUGGGGCGUGCCCAUCGUAAAUCUAGGAAGCCUCGCCUGCGCAAUGCCUUAUUUCGUUGUUUCCUGGGACCCACGAUAGUCAACGGACUCAUAUGCCUUCUCUAUAUCAUCAUGAAAACGCUGAUACCAGCCUUACUAGCACAGCUGCUGCUGCAGUUUCAGCAUCAUGCUAAUCCCGUGUCGACAAUGAGGGCAGCCGAAGAACAAAAUAUUCGCAGUAUGCUUAAUCGCACAGUGCGGUCUGUGGCAACACCGGGGCUAACCUCAGAUGAUGGAACGAUCCAUUCGCCAAAUGCAUUGGACAGCGAUGAUCCAGUCAAGCAGCUCGUGAAGAGUGACUUCGAAGAUUCCGGAUACAAUGCGAGCCAAAUGAAUGCUUUUGAGGAGGGUUUUUAUUAUAUCUGGAACGAUGUUUACAGUCUUGGCGCGGGUUUGGUCAUUUCAACCUUGAUUUGUUGUUUUAUGGUGCAUCAUGUUGACCUGCGCCAACGUCUGAUGGGCGCUCGAAUGCGCAUAGCCUGUUGCUCUUUGAUCUACCGAAAGACUUUGCGGCUGUCUAUGAAGACGGCGGGGCAGACACCAGCUGGUUAUCURAUCAAUCUACUCUCAAAUGAUGUCAACCGCCUGGAUUACGGCUUCAUAUUUAUGCAUUGGAUCUGGAUUAUGCCACUCCAGGCGGUGCUUACCUGCUAUUUAAUAUGGCUGCGUAUUGGUAUCCCGGCCUUAGUGGGCGUCAUUGGAUUACUGCUGAAGACGGUGCCCAUACAGUCGGCACUGAGUAAGCUAACCUCGGUGCUUCGCAUGCGUAUAGCUGAGCGUACGGAUGCGCGCGUUGGAAUCAUGAACGAACUAGUGCAGGGCAUUCAGGUCAUCAAGAUGUACGCUUGGGAAAAGCCUUUUGAGGCGGUGGUCGCCGAGGCCAGACGCCGCGAGAUAAAACAGAUUCGUUACGCUUCGUACCUGCGUGGAUUUUACCUCAGCACUAUGGUCUUCACAGAGCGUUCCACUUUGUAUAUCACCCUGGUCGCAGCUGCUCUCAUGGGACAUACAAUUACAGCUGAUUUCGUAUUUUCGGCCGCAAGCUAUUAUAACAUCCUACAGUUGGUGGCGGCCAUUUGGUAUCCUUUGGCUGUAACCUUUGGAGCCGAAGCAUUGGUCUCCUUGCGUCGCAUUCAGGACUUUCUUCAGUUGGAGGGUCGUGAUGAGAUUGUCAACGGAUUGACGCACAAACGACAGCAGGACAUCGGCGAGACACGUGCAAUUGUCCUAAAGGACGUCAGUGCCAACUGGGACAAGGAGCGACCCCAACGCACGCUUCAGGGCUUUAAUCUGCAGAUAGAAAAGGGUCAGCUCUGUGCGGUCAUUGGUCCGGUUGGAGCUGGAAAGAGUUCGCUGCUACAGCUGCUACUUGGCGAGCUGCCCAUAGUCGAUGGCGGUGUUAUUAUACAAGGUGAGCUCUCAUAUGCCUCACAGGAGCCGUGGCUUUUUACUGGCACCGUCAGGAAUAAUAUUCUAUGUGGCGAGCAAUACGAGCGCAAGCGAUAUCAGGAUGUAACGAGAUGUUGCGCCCUAACCACAGACUUUCAGCAACUCAGCAAUGGCGACAAGACCAUCGUUGGAGAGCGCGGAGCUUCACUAUCUGGAGGUCAACGGGCUCGUAUUAGCUUGGCGCGAGCCGUCUACAAACCAGCAUCAAUUUAUCUCCUGGAUGAUCCCUUGAGCGCGGUUGAUGCCCACGUUGGACGACAUCUGUUCGACGAGGUGAUCGGACCACGUGGCAGACUGGCUCAGCAGAAGGCGACUCGGGUACUCGUCACCCAUCAGGUGCACUUUCUAUCAGAAGCCGAUUGGAUUAUCAUUGUGGAUCAGGGUCGCAUUUUGAGACAGGGAACUUAUACGGAGCUGAUCAAUAGUGACCUAGACUUUGCCAAGUUACUAGAGCGUCCAAAAGAAGCGGAUGAUGCUGGUAAUAACUUGGACUCAUCGUCAAGUUUAAAUGGGCAGGAAAAUAUAGAGGAAGACGAUGAUAUACCCUAUAUCGAUGGUGUUCGGGAUGGCUACCAUCCAUUACGGAAACAAAGCAGCUCCACACAUGGCAGCAAAUCGCUGAACAGCAGUGACCAAACGGAAGCCGAUCUAGAUGAUGAUGAACUGGCUGAGACUCAGGGCUCGGGCAGCAUCUCCCCGCGUGUGUGGUAUGAAUACUUCCAUGCGGGCAGCACGUGCUUGGGCUUUAGUUUCAUGGUGUGCGUCAUGCUGAUGUCGCAGGUGGUGUGCAGCUGCUCCGAUUUCUUCGCCAAUAUCUGGACGCAGGAGGAGCAUCGGCGAUCCCAAGGCGAAGCCACCAGCGUUAGCACUUUUGAAUGCAUUUAUAUUUAUGGUGCUCUCAUCAUUGGCGUCGUGAUUAUGACAACGUUUCGCGGAUUUUUGUUCUUCAAGACCUGCAUGCAUGCGUCCAAGGUGCUACACGAUCGCAUGUUCACCUCGAUACUGCACGCGACCAUGAGAUUCUUCGACACUAAUCCCUCUGGUCGUAUACUGAAUCGGUUCUCCAAAGAUAUGGGUGCUAUUGAUGAGCUUUUGCCGCGUGCCAUGAUGGAUUGUAUACAGAUUGCUCUGGUCAUGUUUGGCAUAUUAAUUGUGAUCGCUGUGGUGAAUCCUGUACUAUUGGCUGCAAUGAUAGUUGUGGCUAUUAUAGAUAUGCUCAUAUUAAAGCUCUACYUGCGCCCCUCCCAAGAUCUAAAGCGCCUAGAAGGCAUUUGCCGCAGUCCAGUGUUCUCCCACCUGAGCUCGACUUUGACGGGUCUUUCGAUCAUACGCUCACGUCAGCUACAGGAUGUUGUCGCCAAGGAAUUCGAUCUAUUGCAAGAUGUGCACAGCAGCGUCUGGCAACUGACCAUGGCGGUCAAUACGGCAUUGGGGCUGUGGUUGGACUGCGUCAGUUGCGCGUUCCUCACGGCGGUCACUUUCAGCUUUAUAAUCGCCAACGAAUCUACUUAUAGCGGCAAUGUGGGCUUGGCCAUAUCACAGGCUAUGAUCCUAACUGGCAUGGUGCAGUAUGGUGUCCGUCAGGUGGCGGAGUCACUGCAACAGAUGACCAGUGUGGAGCGUGUGCUGCAGUACACGGAGCUGGAACAGGAGGAGACGACAAAGGGUGUGGAGCCCUCUCAGCAAUGGCCCACAUUGGGGCAGGUGGAAUUCCGUGACAUGAGUUGCCGCUACGAUCCCAAUGGCUCGGCUGUGCUCAAGCAUCUCAACCUAAUCAUUGAACCAGGCUGGAAGGUGGGAAUUGUGGGUCGCACGGGAGCAGGAAAGUCCUCGCUUAUUGGCGCACUCUUCCGUCUGGCAUACAUUGAGGGCGGCAUCUACAUAGAUGACAUCGAGACGGGUAGCAUCUCGCUGGAGACACUGCGUGCCCGCAUUUCCAUUAUACCGCAAGAUCCUGUGCUCUUCUCGGCCACCAUCCGUUAUAACUUGGAUCCCUUUGAGCGUUACAGUGAUGCAGAGCUGUGGCGCGCUCUCGAAGAUGUCGAACUGCGAGCUGCGAUUCCCGGUCUCGACUUUCUGGUCACCGAACGUGGCAGCAAUUUCAGUGUGGGUCAACGACAGCUCCUUUGUUUAGCUCGCGCGAUUCURCGCAACAACAAGGUGCUAGUGCUGGACGAAGCAACUGCCAAUGUAGAUCCACAAACGGAUUCACUGAUCCAGCGGACAAUUCGUGUCAAGUUCCAGCACUGUACAGUAUUGACUGUAGCACACAGACUGCAUACAGUCAUGGACUCGGAUCGUAUUAUUGUGAUGGAUGCUGGCAGCGCAGUGGAAUUCGAUGUACCACACCUGCUGUUGAAGAAGCCGCACGGAAUACUCAGACAAAUGGUCGAGGCCACCGGAGGAGAGGCCGACACGCUUAAGAGUGUGGCCUACAACUCGUUCAAACGUAUGCAGCAG
Drosophila arizonae is the source of this 4396-nucleotide messenger RNA. RefSeq names its product CF transmembrane conductance regulator (gene Cftr). Gene Ontology annotation, biological process: transmembrane transport. Gene Ontology annotation, molecular function: ABC-type transporter activity; ATP binding; ATP hydrolysis activity. The record is from RefSeq and is a predicted model, not a curated record. Lineage: Eukaryota; Metazoa; Arthropoda; Insecta; Diptera; Drosophilidae. Gene Ontology annotation, cellular component: membrane.